Molecule: messenger RNA, 1578 nt
Organism: Penicillium roqueforti
Lineage: Eukaryota; Fungi; Ascomycota; Eurotiomycetes; Eurotiales; Aspergillaceae
Product: phosphatidate cytidylyltransferase
Exons: 2
Coding region: 1-1578 (525 amino acids)
Biological process (GO): cardiolipin biosynthetic process; CDP-diacylglycerol biosynthetic process
Cellular component (GO): mitochondrion
Molecular function (GO): phosphatidate cytidylyltransferase activity
Source: RefSeq, a predicted model, not a curated record
AUGCCGGGAGUAACAAUGGUUGCUUCCCGAGGAGCUAACCCCAGCUCUCUCUGGCGCCCUCGCACCCUUCGCCGCACCCUUCGCUCCUCCCGACGUAUUGUUCCUUCUUCGACUCGCUUCCUGUCAUUCAAUUGCAAUCCAAUUACCCCCUACAAUGGCCGGCCCUCGGCAAAUACCAGCUCUUCGCAUCUGCUAUGCAAGGUGUUUACCAACAACUCAUCCUCCUCCUACUUCUCGACGUCAUCCUCUCUGCUGUUACCCGAGAACUGGGACGAAAAUCCGAACUUGUCAAUUACCAAUUUCUCGGAACUUCCCUCUAAGGACUUCGGAGUCAACCAGCAUAUGGUCAUAAACCAAGAUUUCAAGGAGGCAUUGCGAAUGAUCCUUUGGCAGUUCAGAGCACCAAUUCGCUACGCAUUUGCCUAUGGAUCGGGUGUCUUUCCGCAGACUGGCAGCGGGGUGCCAUCCAGCUCACUGCACCCCUCGGCACCCUCGGCCAUCCAAAAUAUGCAAAAGGGCUCCGGGAAGAUGAUUGACUUCAUUUUCGGAGUGUCAUACUCCCAGCAUUGGCAUGAUAUCAAUCUACACCAGCAUCGUGAUCAUUAUUCUGCAUUAGGCUCGCUGGGGUCGUACGUGGUCUCUCAGGUACAGGACCGCUUUGGCGCGGGUGUCUACUUCCAUCCUUAUAUCACCGUGAACGGGACAAUGAUCAAAUAUGGUGUGGUGAACCUAGAUACGUUAUGUCGAGACCUCACCCAGUGGGACACCAUGUAUCUCGCCGGUCGUCUGCAGAAGCCCGUCAAGAUCUUGCGUGACCACCCGAAGGUGCGAUUGGCCAACCAAAUGAACUUGCUGUCUGCUUUGCGUGUUGCACUGCUAUUACUGCCAGAGAGAUUCAGUGAAUUCGAGUUAUAUACCACAAUCGCAGGUAUGAGCUACAUGGGAGAUCUACGCAUGAGCCUCCCCGCCGAGGACCCCGGCAAGGUGCGAAAGAUUGUUUCAGGACAAAUGGCGAACUUCCGCCGGCUUUACGCACCGCUCAUCGAAAAUUUGCCCAAUGUCACUUUCCAGGACCCCCGCUGCAGCAACGAGGAUUGGAUCGAUGACCCGAACGCCAUCUUAGCCAUGGCGCAAGAUAUGGACCCCGUGAUGCGUGGUAACAUGGUUCGUCGUCUGCCUGAAGCUUUCCGGCAAAAGUUGUACUUCCAGUACCAGUCUCGCUUUGGCAUCCCCCGGGCCGAUUUCAAUAAGUUGAUGCAGGAGAGCAAGGAUUCGGACGAGGUUCUUCGCCGGCCUGAAGGCGGUUCGUUUGAGCGACGGAUUGCUGGAGAUGAUGAUCUUCAGGAGGAGGUCUCCAAGACCAUUGAGAAGACAAUCCGCUGGCCAAGUACUGUCCAGACGAUCAAGGCACCGUUCACGGCAGGCCUUAGUAAGAGUUGGACUUACCUUAUGGAGAAACGCGAGAAGCACAAGCACUCUCAGAUGGCAGCCCCUUCAGCACCCGAACCCCCCGCUGUGGUGAAAAAGCCCGCCGAAGCACCGAAGACAUUGGAGCCGAAGGAGACAAAGGCAGAAUAG